Psilocybe cubensis is the source of this 1971-nucleotide messenger RNA. RefSeq lists its product as uncharacterized. The coding region runs from base 1 to 1971 and encodes 656 amino acids. The record is from RefSeq and is a predicted model, not a curated record. The transcript has 6 exons. Lineage: Eukaryota; Fungi; Basidiomycota; Agaricomycetes; Agaricales; Agrocybaceae.
AUGGCCCGUCGUCGUAUCCAAGGUCCAAGCUCUGCUAGAAGUAUAUCUGGCAGUAACCCAAUGCUAUCACGCACUAGCACUCCUCCUCUUAUUGUGGAUUCAAUGCCAGGACUUGCUGCAGAUCCAGGAACAUUAUUCUCACUAGAUACCUCUUCUUCCAGCGCUUCCUUGCCACCAAAUAAUCCUUCAGAAUCUUUUGCUGUUCCCCAAUUUCUAGACAUGACACAGCUCUAUAAGGCCUACUGUACACUGCAAAAGGACUACUCGUCUCUACAGACUGCAAACUCACAGCUUAAAGCGGAGGUUGCAGAUCUAAAGCUCCAGCUCACACGUCAACCAAAGCGUGUGCAGAAUGCUAAAAAUGCAAGUAUUCCAGGCACUGUUGUAGACCCAAUUUCAUCCGAAGUAGACCCUGCUGUUACAGAUAUGGCACUGGACGUUAAAAAAUGGGGGCGGUAUUUUGGACUUUUUUACAAUCUCUUUGUUACACCUGCCAUGUUUUCUCCAACAUUACCUACUGCAUCAUUUGCCUUGGACAGCAUUGAGCGUUACAAAUCGCCAGCUAAUGAGGCUAUUGGAGCAACUCUAGAGCUUUACGAGCACAUUCCCUCCAAGUAUCAUCCAAUUAUGCGGUUGGCGUCUAGCUCAAAGGGUAAAACAUUUCUCCGAUUGUUCAGGGAAGGACUCAGUGCUGGUCGGUCCACUUCAUUAUCGAUGCUUCGAAUGUCUUGUGCAGCCAGUAUUUUUGGCCUUCCGACACAUUACUUUGAUCCCAAAUUUACAUCCCAACGAAUCAAGAUGCCGGAAAUUCAGAAGCUUUUGGGAUUUGAUGUCGCAUUUGCUAACUCGGAAGCAGGAAAGGCCUCACCCGAAAAGGCUUAUGCUCGCUUUCCACCUAUUUUGUGUAAAAAUGGUGAUACUUCGCGUGUUGACCAUAGAUUUCGAAACGAGUCUUUAUAUAUGACUGCUCGUGCUACGCUUUUUGGAAAGACAUCCGCUAUGGACAAGGACAAUGCUGUUUCUCGGGCCUCAAGCUUUUAUCUAGGGUCGGACAAGCCUGCAAAGACAACAUUUGGUUUAAUUGCAAAUAUUUGCGGAUUUUGCAGAUAUAUUUUAUCUAGCGACAAAUCCUUUGGCGGAUCAGGAAUUGGACCCGAUACAAAAAUUGACUACAAUGCCGAAAUCAAUUAUUACAAAAUGUACCUCACCCAACUUCAUGCAAAUCCGGCAACUACAGCGUAUGUUGUUCGACUUCUCAAAGAGUGGGACAGUGAAGUAUUUGCUGUCAAUAUUUCGGCACAUGGACAAUCCGGACAGGACGGGGAUGGAGAGGUUAUUGAGUUAGAUCAAGCUGCCGAAAUUGAGCGAGACAUGGAGCGUCUGCGUCUUGAAGCAGAAUCUGAAUUUGCUGUGUCUUCACAUUCUGACACAUUUGAUGGAGAGGAUUUUGAUGAAACGGAGGAUGCAAACAACGACAUUGAAGGUCAAAAUACACGCGCGUUACUUGUUCCUAUCCAUAGGACUACAGAAGCAGAGUACUUCGAUAACUUUGAGGAAGAAACACAUCACGACGAUGCACAUCCACUCAUUGAUGAACAGCCUUGCAACAAUCUAACUUUAUUAGAUUCUGAUAUCAAUGUCAACCCGACGAUUAUCAAUGCUAUGCAGAACAGUCCAUUGACACUUGCCGACGACCCCUUGACAGAAUCCCUGCCUUCUCAAGCCAAUCCAUCAGAACCCGUUGCAACAUUGACAAAACGGUUAACACGCACCGAAUCUAGAGCUAUAGCAUCUCGUCUAGCCGUGGAAGAAAGAUUUCCAGCCCAGAAUUCUUUUCACACAAUCCAUACCUCCCAUCAUUCCGAUGACAAUGCCAAUAAUUCCUCUCCCACCAAUCAUGACCCAGGCACACAACGAGGUGGAAAGUCUUCAACACGGUCCCGGGGUUCUGGAAAAAGAGGACGGAAAUAA